Molecule: messenger RNA, 294 nt
Organism: Paracoccidioides brasiliensis Pb18
Exons: 2
Coding region: 1-294 (97 amino acids)
Source: RefSeq, a predicted model, not a curated record
AUGAGAGACACAGAUGCCAUCCAUGAUGAGUCGUACCAAGAGGAACAGUGCGAAGGGCAGCGGCAGAAGAAGAAAGUGAAUCACCAAAGAACAAAAGGAACUGCAAUUGAAACCGUGCUGUGGAACUUGGAGCGUGUGGAUCUGAUGGAGAUUGUGGAGGACCCUGGUGCGGGCGGGCAGUGUCGGGGACUUAGAGGAAAGGAGGGGGAAAUCCUCUAUUCAUUUGCAGUAAGCAUCCCUCCUGGAGAGCCCGUGCUAGGUGUGCUAGCUGAUUAUGCGAACAUUGCAGUGUAG